This is a messenger RNA of Lotus japonicus, 675 nucleotides long. RefSeq names its product 40S ribosomal protein S25-2-like. Gene Ontology annotation, cellular component: cytosolic small ribosomal subunit. The record is from RefSeq and is a predicted model, not a curated record. The transcript is spliced from 4 exons. Bases 154 to 480 code for a protein of 108 amino acids. Lineage: Eukaryota; Viridiplantae; Streptophyta; Magnoliopsida; Fabales; Fabaceae. Gene Ontology annotation, molecular function: structural constituent of ribosome.
GGGCUUGGGUUCCGGCUAGCCCAAAUGGAGUGACAUUUUAUCUACCGUUCUCUCUCACUCCGACUCUCAGAAACCCUAGUUUUCGCCUCCUUCUCUGCGAGCGAGUCUCCACUCUUCUCUGCUCGUGCCUCUCUCUAUCUCCGAUCCGAUUCCAUGGCUCCAAAGAAGGAUAAGGCUCCUCCACCUUCCUCUAAGCCCGCCAAGUCCGGCGGUGGCAAGCAGAAGAAGAAGAAGUGGAGCAAGGGAAAGCAAAAGGAGAAGGUUAACAACAUGGUGCUCUUUGACCAGGGGACUUAUGACAAGCUCCUCUCCGAGGCACCCAAAUUCAAGCUCAUCACGCCUUCCAUUCUCUCUGAUCGUUUGAGGGUCAAUGGAUCACUUGCAAGGAAGGCUAUCAGAGAGUUGAUGGCUAGAGGUUCAAUCAGGAUGGUUUCUUCCCAUGCAAGUCAGCAAAUUUACACUAGAGCUACAAAUACCUAGAUGUAGUCCUGGUUAUAAUUUGUGUAGUAUUGGCAAAGACCGUUGAAGUAAUUUUCUUUAUCAGUUUGAGAUGCACAUCAUGCAAGGUUGCUUUAGUUUGAAAGAUGCUAAAUCCAUGGUUUAUUUCUUUUUGUAUCCUUGGUAAUAUUUUUGACACAGCUUCUAUAUCAUAUCAUUUGGGUAUUUUAUUAUCAA